ACUCGCAGCCGUUCGCCCGAAUAGGUGAGGUGAAUCGGAUAUAAAAAAUAGGAAUUUUUCGAUAUAGAAAAACGAUGUAAAAGGGCAGAAAUCGAAGAUUAAUUGGAAAACUAUUGCCAGACUGCAACAUGAACGUGAAAAGCGCUAAUGCACUAAUAUGCUUUCUAAUGGUUCUAUUUGAAGCAUGCAAAUUGGUUGAUGGAUUAAGAAACAUUCAAGUAAGACUAGAUGUGCCUACAUCCGUUCCGCAUCGAACUUCUGAAGAUAAGAAUGAUCCUUGUAAAGCAGAUCGUAUUCUCGACAUGGCUCGAAGUCGGACGGAAAACUUCACACCCCACCACCGGCAAACUAGGCAUCGCAGGAGGCAUAGGCGAGCUGCCACCGCAGAAUCGAGGAGGAAAUGGACUUACGGAGUAAUUCCAUUCGUUAUUGACGAACAAUACAGCGGCGAACAGGCCAGUCUAUUUAAACAAGCCAUGAGGCACUGGGAGAACCUAACUUGCGUAACGUUCAUAGAAAAGGAGUACGCCCCGGAGUUUCCCAAUUACAUCUACAUAACGGUCGGCCCUUGCGGCUGUUGUUCGUUCGUCGGAAUGAAGGGCGAUGGCAGGCAGGAUCUUUCAUUGGGUAAAAGGUGCGAUAAAUUCGGUAUAGCCGUCCAUGAAUUAGGGCAUGCAAUUGGCUUUUGGCACGAACACACGAGACCCGAUCGCGACGAUUAUAUCGAUCUAUUAGAGGAAAAUGUUCAGGACGGACAAUUAUAUAAUUUCGACAAGAUGAACAAGGUGGAUGUUGAAUCAUUCGACGAGCCGUAUGACUUUGCAUCAGUCAUGCAUUAUAGCAGCUUCACUUUUUCCAAGUCAUCCCGUCUAGAGACACUCGUACCAAAGAAAAGCCAUUGGAUUGAUGGCAGACCACCAGAAAUCGGCCAAAGAUUAACAUUGAGUAACGGAGAUAUUAGACAAACUAAGAAAUUGUAUAGUUGCCCCGCUUGCGGUAAAACUCUGAUGAAUGAGAAUGGUACACUGAGUUCGCCGUUCACUGAAAAGGCCGUUCGAUGCGUCUGGCGUAUAGUCGGCUCGCCAGGAGAUAAAGUCAUCUUGAAUAUCACGCGCAUAAAUAUAAAACCUUCUGACGGCUGCCGUUACGAUUACCUGGAAGUUAGGGAGGGUUUUUAUCAUGGUUCAAAGCUAAUCGGUCGUUUUUGUGGUCGAGCUCUUCCCCCAACGAUUACUUCUUCAACAACCCGCUUGUGGGUUUCUUAUCGGGCCUCCUCGAACCGUAACGACUUCAAGGCUAAUUACGAAUUGAGAUGUGGCGGGGAUAUAGGGGGAGUAAAAGGCGAGAUAACUAGCCCCAAUUAUCCUAAUUUAUAUUUCAAUAAUAAAGAUUGUAUUUGGAGGAUAACUGUAUCAGAAAAUGCUGUUGUAGGCCUACGAAUUAAUAAUCUAAUGCUGGAGCGCCACGAGAAAUGCUUGUACGACUUCCUAGAGAUACGAGAUGGGCACUCGAAUACGUCCAAGAUUAUUGGACGAUAUUGCUCUCAUCAUCCAAAGGCAUUUGUUAUACGAUCGAGAACAAACCGUAUGUCUUUGCGAUUUGUUUCUGACGCUUCGGUAGAACAGCCUGGAUUUAGUGCCACUUAUUACGAAGAGGUAGACGAGUGCUCCGGGGCUCACGGAUGUGAAAGCAUAUGCGUAAAUACAUUGGGUAGUUACCACUGUGAAUGUCACCUAGGAUUCGAUCUCCUACCAGAUGGAAAAAGCUGUGCAUAUCGGUGUGGAGGUCGAAUAGAACAAUCAUCUGGUGUUUUACAAUCUCCCAAUUACCCAGAGCUAUACCCAACGGAAAAAACCUGCAUUUGGGAAAUAGUUGCUCCUAAGAUGUACAAGAUUACCUUAAAUUUUACCCAUUUCGAUGUGGAAGGGGUUAGCAAUUCAAACUGCACGUAUGAUAGCCUACAAAUUUUCAGCGGCAGUAUGACCGAAAAAUAUGAAAGAAAGGCGUCAUAUGUAACUGUUAAUAAUGAAAGAAAGCGUCUACCCUUUUUACAUUCGACGUUAUGCGGUUAUGUAAUACCACGACCGAUAACGUCCCUUACAAACGUUAUGACUGUAAAGUUUAAAUCAGACUAUACUAUUGCUAAAACUGGUUUUGUCGGAGUUUUUACAACGGAUUUUGACGAGUGUGAGAUAAUGAACGGUGGAUGCGGUCACGGAUGCAAAAACGUUAUAGGCUCGUAUCAAUGCUACUGCCUCCCUGGAUACGUAUUGCAUUCUAACAAACAUGACUGCAAAGAAGGUUUAUGCAAGCACGAUGUUAAUACGUCUUAUGGGCACAUUAUGAGCCACAAUUACCCGGAACCAUACGAUAGUAGGAGAACAUGCGUUUGGAAUAUUACUUGCACAAAUGGACACCGAGUAAAAUUAGCUUUUACGGAUUUCGAACUGGAGAAAAUAUCGGAUAAUAAAGUCUGCAAAUACGAUUAUAUAAAAAUUUUCGAUGGGCCUAGCGACGUUUCUUCUGAAAUAGGAAAAUAUUGCGGUGUGGAAAAACCACCUCCUAUUUUAUCAUCAUCCAACCAUAUGUUUAUUCGUUUCUUUACGGAUACAAGUGUUCAAAAGAAAGGUUUCCAUGCAAUCCAUUCGACUGUUUGCGGCGGCAAACUAUUAGCGAGCUUCGACAAAUCCCGAUUCUACUCUCACUCCACAUAUGGUGAUAACAAUUACAGUUCAAAGCAAAGCUGCGAAUGGACCAUUUAUUCGGACAUUCGUAACGCUAGAAUUAAGUUGAGGUUUGUACACUUUGACAUAGAGAAGGAUACGAACUGUAAUUACGAUUACGUCGAAUUAUAUGACGGACGAGAAAAGGGAAAAGCUUUUGGACGUUACUGCGGCAUGAACGAAAGCCGAUUGCAGAAUUUUAUAUCAUCAUCUAAUUAUAUGCUUGUUCUAUUUAAAACGGAUGACACUAUACAUAAGAAAGGUUUCGUCGCUGAAUAUUCUCUUGCUGAUGAUGCAGAUACAAUCGGGUAUCAUCACUUCUGA
Molecule: messenger RNA, 3047 nt
Organism: Dimorphilus gyrociliatus
Lineage: Eukaryota; Metazoa; Annelida; Polychaeta; Dinophilidae
Source: the annotation of a GenBank genome assembly